AAUAUAAAUUCUCACCCGCUCAACACAGACCAAUUCCAACUUCAGAUUCUCAAGCCUUUGCGUUAUCGAACCGUACAAUCGUUUUCCUUCCCUCCCAGAUUUCUUCUCUUCCAAUCCUCGCAAAUGGUGUUAGGAUGGAGUCGAAGGAAGAACAAGAACAGGAAGCUCAACUUGGAGCUUGUUACUCCAAACCAUUUCGUUUGUCCUGUUUCUCUUGAUCUGAUGAAAGACCCCGUCACGUUAUCAUCUGGAAUCACCUACGAUCGUGCCAGCAUCGAGCGGUGGCUCGAAGAUGGGAAUUUCACGUGCCCUGUAACGAAUCAGAUUCUCUCCAGCUUUGAUCUCCUUCCCAAUCACUCGCUUAGGGCUAUGAUUCAGGAUUGGUGCGUUGAGAAUCGUCGAUUUGGGAUCGAGAGAAUUCCGACUCCCAGAAUACCUGUUACUCCAACCCAAGUCGAAGAGAUUGUUCUUCAUCUUCACGCCUCGGCGUCUUGUUUGGAUCGGUAUGGUUUUCUACAAGGUGUGCAGAGAAUCAAGGUAUGGGGUUCAGAGAGCGAGAGAAACAGAAGGUGCAUUGUGGACAAUGGUACUCCUAGCGUCUUAGCCUCUGCGUUUCGUGAAUUUGCGAAUGAUUCCGUUGAGGAAAAUGGGAGUUUGCUGGAGGAGAUUUUGAAUGCCCUAAAUUGGAUGCUUCCGCUUCAAUUCGAAGCCCAGAAAAUUUUGCAUUCUUCAGAUGCCCUGCGUUGCUUGGUUUGGUUCCUCAAGAAUCAAGAUCUUUCCGGAAAACAGAAUGCCAUCGUUGCUUUGAGAGAGAUCCUUUCUUCUGGUAAUGAACAGACUUUUGAGACUAUGACAGAAAUCGAAGGGACCAUUGAUCUAUUAGCGGAGUUCAUUAACAAGAGAAUAAACCCAGCAAUCACGAAAGCUUCAAUGGGGAUUGUUUAUUACUUGGUUUCAUCUUCUUAUCCAUCAAGUGAGAAGGUGAAGCUGGAAUUUAUUGGCCUGGGUUUGAUCUCUUCACUUCUGGAGAUCCUAAUUGACGCAGACAAGAGCCUAUCUGAGAAAGCCUUGGGUGUUUUUGAUUCACUCUGUGACUGUCAAAAAGGAAGAGAAAGGGCUUUCAGUAAUGCUCUAACAGUUCCUGUAUUGGUGAAGAAGAUCUUAAGAGCUUCUGCUUUGGCCACAGAUCACUGUGUGUCUGCAAUCUGGAAGUUAUGCAGAUAUGGAUCCAAAGAUGAUGAUGAAGACGAAGUAGAAGAAGCUCUGGUUGAAGCACUUCAAGUUGGUGCGUUUCAGAAGCUGUUAGUAGUAUUGCAGGUUGGUUGUGGUGAUGAAACGAAGGAGAAAGCAACAGAGCUUCUGAAAUUGUUCAAUCCUUAUAGGGCUGGCUUGGAAUGCAUGGACUCAGAUUUCAAGAAUGUCAAGAGAUCAUUUUGAAACUCAAAUUCUUUUUGAGAUUUUGGCACACAUUAAUUUACUUCCAUAGAGUUAGAACUUAGAAGAGAUAGGGCAAGUGUCAUGCAUAGGGUUAAAAGAAUCCAUACAAGCAGAUAGGAUAUUCAUUUUGUACAUUACAGUAAAAUUAAGAUCAUACUUGCAUACAAUAGUUUCUGUGUCCUUUGUGAUUUUAUGCACCGGUUACUUGGAAGGCAAAGAAAUGUUGGAAAGAAUUAAAGCUUAUGGUAUACUUUGGUGUUUGUGGU
Molecule: messenger RNA, 1703 nt
Organism: Neltuma alba
Lineage: Eukaryota; Viridiplantae; Streptophyta; Magnoliopsida; Fabales; Fabaceae
Product: U-box domain-containing protein 21-like
Exons: 1
Coding region: 124-1437 (437 amino acids)
Biological process (GO): protein ubiquitination
Molecular function (GO): ubiquitin protein ligase activity
Source: RefSeq, a predicted model, not a curated record